GUCACGUGAACAAACGCGGAAGUUGUUGUGAACUUUAGCAUGGCAUGAAUGAACAGUCCCGUGCUGAGGCUGUUUAAUCUACUUUUCCCGUGAUUUUAGUAGCCGUAUUUGCAAUAGGUAAACCAUGACGCAGGCGGAAAAGGACCAAGAAAACGGCAAAGAGAAAGAAAAGGAGCGAGAGAAGGAGAAAGAGAAGGAGCAGCAGCGGGGAGUGAAGAGACCCAUCGCCCCAGCAGCGGUCCCCGAGCUCCCGCAAGAGCAAAUCCAGAGUAACUUUGUGAUUGUGAUCCACCCGGGCUCGCGGACUCUGCGGAUCGGUCGAGCCACUGACACUCUCCCCUCCGUCGUGCCCCAUGUGAUCGCUCGUAGACACAAGCACAGCGAGCAGGUCCACUACGAGGACAACUGGCUGCUCAGAGAUGGACUCAAUAAGCCAGAGAGCAAUGAGCAGAGGCUGAAUGGACUCAAAAUGGUGGACCAGGCCAUAUGGUCCAAGAAGAUGUCCAAUGGAGUGAGGAGGACGCCUGUGUCUGCUGAACAGGCGCGGGCAUACAACUGUCAGGUGUGCCCUGCCGUGCUGGACAGCAGCUCCAGGGUCAAGUGGACCAACACAAGCCAGCAGCCGCAGUACCUGGUGGGGGAAGAGGCGCUGUAUGUAAACCCGUCUGACUGUUACAACGUCCACUGGCCUAUCCGCAGAGGACAGCUCAAUGUUCACUCCGGUCCCGGUGGGUCACUGUCUGCUGUGCUGGCCGACCUCCAGACCAUCUGGAGCCACACCAUUCACAAAAACAUGGACAUACCUCUCAAAGACUUAAAGUAUUACAGAUGCAUUCUGCUGGUCCCUGACAUCUACAAUCGGCAGCACAUAAAAGAGGUGGUGAACAUGCUGCUGCUCCACAUGGGCUUCUCAGGGAUCAUCGUGCACCAGGAGUCGGUGUGUGCCACAUUCGGCAGUGGGCUAAGCAGUGCCUGUGUGGUGGACGUGGGUGACCAGAAGACCAGCCUGUGCUGCGUGGAGGAUGGAGUGUCUCACCGUAACUCAAGGUUGUGUCUGGGGUACGGGGGUGCAGAUGUGACCAGGACUCUGCUCUGGUUGCUGCAGAGGGCAGGCUUUCCUUACAGAGACUGUGAGCUGAGCAGCAGGCUGGACUGUGUGCUCCUGCAGCAGCUUAAGGAGACCUUCUGCCACUUGGACCAGGACAUCUGUGGCCUGAUGGAUCAUGAGUUUCAGACACGGUUUCCUGAGGCGCCAGCUCUGCUCUACCAGAUCCGCCUGGGGGACGAGAAGCUGCAGGCACCCAUGGGUCUGUUUUAUCCCAGCACCUUUGGGAUUGUGGGUCAGAAGAUGACCUCACUACAGCACCGCUCCCAGGGAGACGCUGAGGAUCCCUAUGAUGAGCACUACCUCCUGUCCACUCAGAGCAAACAGGACCAGUCCUCCAAAUCAGCAGCAGACCGUAAGUCCCUCGCUCGGCCUGGGGGAGCAGAGGGAGACAUGAGCAUUCCAGGGGCCAGUGCUGACCAGUCCGAGAUGCCCAGAGCCAGCUCAGCAGGGGCCCUGGGCGAACAGGAGAUGGGCCCCACGCAGGGAGAGAAUCUGCUGGGGAAUACCGACAUGGACGAGCCUGUAUCUGCUCACCUCUCCAGGAAGACAGCCAUCAUCAACCAGUUCGAGAGCAAGGCUUUGGGGCUGGACAAGGCCAUUCUGCACAGCAUCGACUGCUGUGCAUCGGAUGAGACCAAGCGUAAGAUGUACAGCUCCAUCCUGGUGGUGGGAGGAGGCCUGAUGUUCCGAGGAGCUCAGGAGUUUCUGCUGCACCGGAUCAUCAACAAAAUGCCCCCCUCUUUCAGACGUCUGCUCGACUCUGUGGACGUGAUCACCAGGCCCAAGGACAUGGACCCCCGGCUCAUCUCGUGGAAAGGCGGGGCAGUGCUGGCCUGUCUGGACACCACUCAGGAGAUGUGGAUCCACCAGGCUGAGUGGAGGCGUUUUGGGCUCCGGAUGCUGCGUGAAAGAGCCGCCUUCGUCUGGUGAAGUCUGGCCUGUGAACUGGAAGAUGCUCUGUGUAAAUAGUGUACAAAUAUAUGAAUUAAACCACUUUUAGAAUAAUAAAUAUCCUCAGAAAGUAUGUGUGAUGAUGUUGUAUUAUAGUUUCAGAUUUUCUCACUGAUAAAAGUGCAGUUUAGCAGGGAUCCAUGGAGUUUUCAGGCCAAAAUAAGACAAAGGAACUGUAUGUAAAGUUUUGAUUUUCAUGUUCAAAUGAAAUAUAGCUUUUUCUGAUAACUGUUAACUAUUGUGAUACCACGUGAGAGGCGUGGCUUCUCUGUUUUACCUGUGUGCGAACAUGGCAGCUGAAUAAAAAACUCAAUGCAAUGC
Molecule: messenger RNA, 2380 nt
Organism: Periophthalmus magnuspinnatus
Lineage: Eukaryota; Metazoa; Chordata; Actinopteri; Gobiiformes; Gobiidae
Gene: actr8
Product: actin related protein 8
Exons: 13
Coding region: 125-2038 (637 amino acids)
Biological process (GO): regulation of DNA-templated transcription; double-strand break repair
Cellular component (GO): Ino80 complex
Molecular function (GO): protein binding
Source: RefSeq, a predicted model, not a curated record